UAGCGUUAAACGUAGCCUCAAAGAAGCGAUUUAGUUUGUGCUCUGUUUAAGCAUGAGCAAACUUGCAUCGGUAGCUUCAUCAACCUCAGUCAGUGACUCUGAGGAGGAACAAGAUACUAUCUGCAAUCAGUUGUACGAGAUUUCGGAAGAUCAGCCGACCUAUGGUAACAUCUCUGUAGCUGGCUCCAGUGACGUGCAUCUCGGAAGUAGAACGUUUUAUCAGGGGUCUGUGACGAUAAAUCAAGUUCUUUACGAAAACCUCAAAAAUUCGCAGCGGGAUGUUACAUCGGUUACUAAUGUGACAUCAGGUAAUGGCAAUGAGGAGUUUGUACCGGAUCAGGUUGGUGAAGUAAACGAUGGCAAUGAUCCGGGGAACAUAAUUCAAAAGGAAACUCUAAGGACAAAAGGUACGCGAUGGCUACGCAGUUCUAGUACCAUACAAGUUUUACGCAUCUCUUUCUUGGCGACAGUACCGGUGCUAACAUUGGUCAUACUAUUGGUGAUGUUAUUGACCAAGAAUCAGUCACCAGUCCAAUUUGAUUAUUCUACUGAGUUACCCGUAGAUUCCCCAACAUGGAAGCUUCGUGUAGUUUCCCGAAAGGAAUGGUCGGCUCAAACAGCAAAAGAAGUGGUACCAUUGAAGUUACCUGUUCGUUACGUGAUAAUAAUGCACACAGGAAGCCAGUUUUGUUCAGACGAAGAAAGGUGCAAGGAAAUUGUGCGCAGAAUACAAAUAUCUCAUGUUGAAAGCAAAGGUCGGAGUGACAUUGGAUAUAGCUUCCUCGUUGGAGGAGAUGGAAAUGCUUACGAAGGACGAGGAUGGUUCAGUGUAGGUUCACAAGUGGCUAAAUUCGAUGAUAUCUGUAUUGGAAUCGCAUUUAUUGGAACUUUCGAUGUGGAGUCGCCGCCGUACGAACAGUUGCGAGCUGCUCAGGAACUUAUUAAGAUGGGUGUAAAUUUAGGUGCAAUUUCUCCCGAUUAUAGUAUUUACACUGAAAGACAAUUACGGCUCACAAACAGUCCUGGAGAAGCUCUAUACAAUAUUGUUAAAACGUGGGACUAUUUUUCACCUAUUAUAAUGGCACAGUCCUCACAUUAGUGGAUAAGUAGUACAUUAGCCAUCUUGUCAAAAAAGUCGGACAAACGCGGCACUGUACUGCCAAAAUUGCAGCACCUCAUAAAAUAAUCGGGAUCGACAACCUAAAAUUCUUCCAAUGAAGAUAGAAAUAAUAUUCAUCUUUGUAUUAUGGAACAAUGAAAAAAUAUAUAAAUAUCGAAAGUC
This is a messenger RNA of Photinus pyralis (common eastern firefly), 1282 nucleotides long. Its product is annotated as peptidoglycan-recognition protein LF-like. Gene Ontology annotation, biological process: peptidoglycan catabolic process. Lineage: Eukaryota; Metazoa; Arthropoda; Insecta; Coleoptera; Lampyridae. The record is from RefSeq and is a predicted model, not a curated record. Gene Ontology annotation, molecular function: zinc ion binding; N-acetylmuramoyl-L-alanine amidase activity. The transcript is spliced from 3 exons. The coding region runs from base 53 to 1099 and encodes 348 amino acids.